AUGAGUGAUCGAUUAACACAGCUGCAAGAUGCUGUAGAUCAGCUGGCCACACAGUUCGUUGCAUGCCUUCACUAUGUCAACAAGCGACAUGACCUUGAAACACUUGGUCCUAAUGACAAACGAAGCAUGCUAACUUUCUCAGUUGAUUCGCUUCCUCCAGAUGAGUUUCGAGCUGGUAUGGUAGAGUUGUCACAGGAUCUCAUUGUCAAAGAGCAACAAAUCGAGGUCCUCAUCUCAUGUCUACCUGGCUUAGACAACAGUGAGAUGGAUCAGGAGAGGUACAUCAAAGAGCUGGAAGAGGAUUUGAAGGUCGCUGAAGCCCAGCGCCAAGAAGCAAUCAAGGAGAAAGACCAGAUUUUGUCUGAGCUUGACAGUGUUAUUCGCAGCAUACGACGGCCAUAA
This is a messenger RNA of Fusarium subglutinans, 402 nucleotides long. RefSeq names its product mediator-RNA polymerase II transcription subunit 21. The coding region runs from base 1 to 402 and encodes 133 amino acids. The record is from RefSeq and is a predicted model, not a curated record. The transcript has 3 exons. NCBI's taxonomy places the organism in Eukaryota, Fungi, Ascomycota, Sordariomycetes, Hypocreales, Nectriaceae. Gene Ontology annotation, molecular function: transcription coregulator activity. Gene Ontology annotation, cellular component: mediator complex. Gene Ontology annotation, biological process: regulation of transcription by RNA polymerase II.